Messenger RNA from Oncorhynchus keta (chum salmon), 879 nucleotides. RefSeq names its product psychosine receptor-like. The record is from RefSeq and is a predicted model, not a curated record. Gene Ontology annotation, biological process: G protein-coupled receptor signaling pathway. Gene Ontology annotation, molecular function: G protein-coupled receptor activity. The transcript is spliced from 2 exons. Gene Ontology annotation, cellular component: membrane. NCBI's taxonomy places the organism in Eukaryota, Metazoa, Chordata, Actinopteri, Salmoniformes, Salmonidae. Bases 1 to 879 code for a protein of 292 amino acids.
AUGAACUCCACAGUUGGGAUGGAGAAUUUCAGCCUGAGCACCACAUAUGACCCAGACAAACUGUGUAAUCCAGCUGACUACCCCAAAGAGAGGUGGCCCUUUCUCUUUAUGUACCUGGUCAUCAUUAUCAUCGGGAUUCCCUCCAACUCCUUUUUCCUCUAUGUUUCCUGGCAGCACAUCAGAAAGAGGAACACCCUGGGCAUCUAUCUGUUUAACCUGGCCCUGUCUGACCUCCUAUUCACUUUCUACACCAGCGAUGGGCUGCUUUGCUGUAUUGCUCUGAACCGUUACCUGGCUGUGGUCCACCCGCUAAAGUACCCCAUCCUGAGGAGGCUUGACACGGCCGUGAUGAUCAGUGUGGCUAUCUGGGUGCUGGUGAUCUCCUUCAAUACCUCCACCAUCAUCUGGACCGACUCGUACAACUCAGAUGAGCAGAGAGCCAUGUGUUUAGACGUGUUCCCCUUGAGGGACAGUCUGCUACAGGUCAGUGUGGCUCAUUUCGUCCUGGGUUUCCUGUUUCCUGUCCUGCUGGUGUCGUUCUGCUGUCGGGGGAUCUGUGUGGCAGUACGUGCCAACCAGGCCACGGAGGAGCAGGAGAGGAGACAUGUGUCCCAACUCCUGGUGAUGGUGCUGCUCACCCUGGUGCUCUGCUUUGGACCCAUCCACGUUAUGAUGCUCUUGCGGGGGCUUCUGGAGCACUGUGGGAGCCCCUCCUGGCUCUUCCUGCCCUAUAAGGUCAGUAUGGCGAUAUCAGCACUCAACAGCGUGGCUGACCCCUUCCUCUACUGUUUCAUCACCAGGCUGGGCAAGACAAAUGUCACACAGGUGGUACACUACCUCCAGCGGAAGAGAAAGGGGAAUGGUCAGAAGGUGGUGUAA